UGUACGAACAAUUUCAACACAGUCAGAAUCUACAUCUACAUCUACAUCUUUCACCCAACCGUCGAUUUCCGACUAUCACUGGGCGGCGCUGUCAGAGAAACAGUUGUUAAAGAACUGAUAUGUUACAAUGUUAAAAGAAUAAAAGCUAAAAAAAGACAGUAUGCUACAGUUAAAAUGGGACAGAGGCAACAGAAUUACAUACUGACCACCGCCAGCCUCUCUCUAAAGAUACUGAGACUGGGGCUAGAUUUAACAUGAGUUGGUAGGGAGUUCCAGAGUCGGAUGGUCCUAGGGAAGUAGGAGUUAGAAAAGUACUGAGUGUGAGACAUGGGGAUUAAGUAAGUUGGAUGUAUCAUCUUGUGAUAUUUUAAAACUGAAUAGAUUUACAACAGGAAGAAAGAAACAGAAAAUUUUAACAUGCUGCAAAACAUGCAAUUGAGUUUGACAUGGCUAUGACAAACACUUGAUACCAACACGAAAUCUCACAAACCAGAGAGGAAGUUACUUCAAACCAGUUUUAAGAAAAAGAAGAAUUACAGUAUGCUAAAGCAAAAUGUUGUUCAUACAGGAGACCAAAGUUUUAUGCACGAAAUUUGUAACGAGACUUUUAGCCUGUCUCCUACCUUAACUGUCCACCAGCACAAUAAUACAGGGGAGCGUCUUUUUGAAUGUGAAGUUUGUUUUAAAACAUUCGGUCAGUCUUCAAACUUAAAAAGUCACAAGCGAAUUCAUACAGGAGAACGUCCCUUUAAAUGUGAAAUUUGUAGCCAGACAUUUGGGCAAAAAUCAACCUUGAAGAGGCAUCAGCGUAUACAUACCAAAGAUCAAUCCUUCAUUUGUGAAAUUUGUAAGAAGGAAUUUGCUCGUUUUACUGCCUUAAAAAACCACCAGCGUGUUCAUACAGGAGAUGGUCAUUUUGUAUGUGAAAUAUGUAGCAAGACAUUCCACCGAUCCGACACUUUUAAGCGCCAUAAACGUAUUCACACUGGAGAGCGUCCCUUCUUGUGCGAAAUUUGUAAGAAGACAUUCAGGGUAGCUGAAAACUUGAAAAGUCAUCAACGUACUCAUCAAGAAGACCGACCUUUUGUUUGUGGCACAUGUAACAAGACAUUUAGAAUGUUGGCACACUUGAGGGGACACCAGCUUACUCACACUGGUGAUAGACCUUUCGCCUGUGAAAUUUGUAAGAAGUCAUUUAGCCGAGCUUCAGGUUUGAAGAGUCAUCAGCUGGUUCAUACAAGAGAUCGUCCUUAUACAUGUGAAAUUUGUAAAAAGACAUUCAGCAUAGCUUCAAACUUGAAGAACCAUUUGCUUAUUCAUACAGGAGAUCGUCCUUUCACAUGCAAUAUUUGUAAUAAAGCAUUUAGACAGCUGGCUACUUUGAAGACCCAUGAGCGUGUUCAUACUGGGGAUAGACCUUUCCCGUGUGAAACUUGUAGGAAGUCAUUCAAACAAGCUGCAGCUUUGAAAAGCCAUCAACUUAUUCAUACAGGAGAAAGACCUUUCAUGUGUGAAAUUUGUAAGAAAACCUUCCGCCAAUCUGCAACCUUAAAGAUUCACCAGCAGGUUCAUGCAAAAGAUCCUCCUGUCAAGCAUGUCAAGUAUGUUGGGGACAUUAAGCCUGUCUUGCAUCUUUAACAGGGGUGUGGAAAUCCCAAUAUUUUUCACUUAUCCAUUGACAAAUGAGACUUAAAAAUCUACUUGUCUGCAAUCGAAACUUACUUGCCCAGAUUUUCAACAUUUAAGUAUGCAAAUAAUUCUUUAUUUUGG
This is a messenger RNA of Mercenaria mercenaria, 1770 nucleotides long. Its product is annotated as zinc finger protein 724-like. Gene Ontology annotation, biological process: regulation of transcription by RNA polymerase II. The transcript is spliced from 2 exons. The coding region runs from base 541 to 1638 and encodes 365 amino acids. NCBI's taxonomy places the organism in Eukaryota, Metazoa, Mollusca, Bivalvia, Venerida, Veneridae. The record is from RefSeq and is a predicted model, not a curated record. Gene Ontology annotation, molecular function: DNA-binding transcription factor activity; RNA polymerase II cis-regulatory region sequence-specific DNA binding.